Molecule: messenger RNA, 2790 nt
Organism: Camellia sinensis
Lineage: Eukaryota; Viridiplantae; Streptophyta; Magnoliopsida; Ericales; Theaceae
Source: RefSeq, a predicted model, not a curated record
AUGGCAAUUGAUGAAGAUGAGGUUUUAGGUGGUAUUGAUGCCUUAGUGGAAGAUCGAAUAAGAGGAGAACCCAACGAUGCACCCCAGAAUGAGGAAGUACAAACGUUUGAUAAACUAUUGAAUGAUGCCAAACGUGAGGUGUACUUAGGUUGCACAAACUACACUCUGUUGAAGUUUGUCAUCGAGUUGCUUAAUAUGAAGGUAACAAACCACUGGAGCAAUAAGUCGGUUAACACACUAUUGGAGUUUUUAACAAAACUUUUACCAAAAGAUAAUUUGGUUCCAAAGUCAUUUUAUGAAGCUAAGAAAAUACUUCGUGAUUUGGGCUUGUCAUAUGAGUUAAUUGAUGCUUGUAUAAAUGAUUGUGUACUCUUUUGGAAGGAAAAUGCAAGGUUAGAUAAAUGUCCAAAAUGUAAGGCAUCCAGAUACAAGAUCAAUCGUGGUAGGGGUAAGAAGAUUCCCCAUAAGGUGUUGCGGUACUUCCCAUUAACACCAAGGUUGAAAAGAUUGUACAUGUCAAGAAAGACUGCUGAGGACAUGAGAUGGCACAAGGAGAAACGUAUAGAUGACGGAGUAUUGAGACAUCCCGCCGAUAGUGAUGAAUGGAAGGAAUUUGAUGUGCAACAUCCUCAGUUUGCCCUGGAGCCUCGAAAUGUGAGGCUAGGGUUGGCUGUUGAUGGGUUCAAUCCUUUCGGGAACAUGAGCAACUCGUAUAGUUUAUGGCCUGUAGUACUCAUUCCUUAUAACUUGCCACCUUGGUUGGUUAUGAAAGAUCCCUUUCUUAUGAUGUCACUACUUAUUCCUGGAGAAUCACAACCAGGGAUCGAUAUUGAUGUCUACAUGAGACCUCUGGUGGAUGAGUUGAAUGAGUUGUGGGAAAAUGGUGCAUUAUCUUACGAUGCCGUAACUGGUGAGUCUUUCCAGAUGCGUGCAGCUUUGAUGUGGACUAUACACGAUUGGCCCGCAUUUGGUGACAUAUCUGGGUGGAGAACAAAGGGUCAUUAUUCUUGCUACACUUGCAAUGAUGAACCAUAUUUUCAAUCCUUGAAAGGUAAGACUGCAUACACUAACCAUCGAUGCUACUUGCCUCAAAACCACCCCGAAAGGCGAAAGAGUAAGGCUUACAAUGGUAAGCAUGAGAAGCGAAAGAGAUCUUUAAAGUUACCAGUGGAAAAGAUAUUAGAGCAAUUGGAUAGAGUGACAGGUGUCACAUAUGGGAAGCAUCCAAGAAAUAAGAAAAGACUCCGUCAGGCACCAAAUUGGACAAAGGUAAGCAUCUUGUAUGAGUUACCAUACUGGAAGAAACGGAAGCUUCGUCACAACAUUGAUGUUAUGCACGUCGAGAAGAAUUUUAGUGAAAAUACCUUUGGAACUAUGUUAGGCAUUGAUGGAAAGAACAAAGACACCGACAAAGCACGGAUGGGCUUGGAAGAUAUGGGUAUAAGGAAAGAGUUGUGGUUAACACGUCGUCCUGAUGGAACUUAUGUCAAACCUAGGGCAAUCUUUUCAUUGACCCCUGAAGAGAGGGAGGGUUUCUUUGAAUUCUUGAAAUCAGUGAAGUAUCUGGAUGGCUAUGCUGCAAACAUAUCAAGAUCAGUGAAUGCGAGAAAUGGUAAAUUAACAGGCUUGAAAAGUCAUGACUGCCAUGUACUCAUACAACGGAUUCUUCCAAUUGGGAUGCGUGGUUACGUAGACAAAGAGAUUAGUAAAACACUAUUUGAGUUAGGUAGCUUUUUCCAGGAUUUGUGCUCAAGGACACUGCGCUGUAAUGAACUUGAGAAAUUAGAGGAACGUAUAGUACACAUAUUAUGCAAGCUUGAAAAGAUCUUUCCUCCAGCCUUCUUUGAUGUGAUGGUUCACUUGGCCGUUCACUUGCCGCGUGAGGCUAUUCUUGGAGGACCGGUGCAAUAUCGAUGGAUGUACCGGAUUGAAAGGUUUCUCGGAGCUUUAAAAAAGUUUGUUACAAACCGAGCUCGACCAGAAGGUUCAAUCGCAGAGGCUUACAUUGUCAAAGAGUGCAUUACUUUUUGUUCAAUGUAUGUUGAUGGGAUCGAAACAGUGCAUAAUCGACUCGAACGAAAUCAAGAUCGUGGCGAACGUCGCAAAGGGUUAACUGUAUUCACAGAAACUGCCCGUCUUAUUGGCCUAAUCAUAAGGGAUGCUGAUAUGUCACAAGAAUAUCGUGAUAUGGCUCAUUGGUUCUUGUUGAACAAUAGCCCCGAGAUAGAGAAGUAUCUAGAUUUGAGAGUUGCAGAGUCAUUAGGGGUAACCGAUGAAUUGUGGUCAUUAGCAAAUGGUCCUAAUUUACCAGUGACUAGUAAAAGAUGUGAAUGGUACAACACAGGAAAUACAGGUCGAAGUAGAACAUUGCGAACUGAUGAUUAUUGCACAAGUAUUGAUGUCACAAGUCGGUGGUAUCAACACGACCCUUUUAUCUUGCCUAGCCAGGCUAAGCAAGUCUUUUACCUAAAUGAUACCAAAUGGGGACAACCUUGGCAAGUCGUUCAACGAGUGCAACAUAGGGGUGUCUUUGAUGUACCAGAGGUAGGUGAUGGAGAAUCAUUACAUGAACCAGAAGAAAACGAUGUGUUCCAACAAGAAAAUAUUACCGAUGUUGUUCCAAUUGACAUCGGCCCUAAUGUUCAAUGUUAUAGAGAUGGUGUUGAAGCAGAAGUUGUUACAAGGGUUAGGUCAUCUGAUGAAACAAUGAUAGAGAAUAGAGCUGACAAACAAAAUGAAGAGUGUGACGAACCUGAUGUGGAUUACGAUAUGGAUCUUGAUGUAGACUAG